UUCUGAACCUUUUAGCCCCUUCAAAAGGGUGCCUUCACCCUUCACACAAUACUGAUUCAAAUCCUAUAAAACCCACCACACAACCAUUUUUAAUCCCCCUACCCUUCUCUCACUCCUCAAAUCUCUCUCUUUCUCUCUCAACUCUCUGUUUUCAACUUUCAACUCUUCCAUACACUCUGUUUUGUUGAAACAGAACCAAAACAGAGCAACUAUGUGUUUGAUAACUUCUCAAUUCCCCUGCAAAUGCAACUCAAAUCCAGGAUUGGCCAAUCCAUUGAUCCAAAAAUCAUCCAAGCAAGAAGAUGAUCCAAACAUGCUCAAAAGUGCUUUCAGAGAAGCCAUUUCCAUAGCCAAAAUUGCUUUCCCUAUGAUCCUCACAGGCCUAUUGCUCUAUUGCCGUUCCAUGAUCUCCAUGCUCUUCCUCGGCCACCUCGGCGAGCUCGCCUUAGCUGGCGGCUCGCUGGCGGUUGGUUUCGCCAACAUUACCGGCCACUCAAUCCUCUCCGGCCUCGCGGCCGGAAUGGAACCCAUUUGUGGACAAGCCUAUGGUGCCAGAAAAUUCACUCUGUUAGGACUCUGUUUACAGAGAACCAUUCUUCUUCUCCUCUGCACCUCUGUUCCCAUUUCUCUGCUUUGGCUUUACAUCAAGCAAAUCCUUCUCCUCUGUGGCCAGGAUGAAGCCAUAGCCACACAAGCUCAAUCAUUUCUUCUCUAUUCCAUUCCUGAUCUCUUAGCACAAUCGCUUUUGCACCCUCUACGAAUUUACCUUCGAAGUCAAUCCAUUACUCUGCCUCUCACCCUUUGUGCUACUUUAGCUAUUUUUCUUCACAUACCAAUCAAUUACUUUCUUGUUUUCCACCUCAAUCUGGGAAUCAAAGGGGUAGCUUUGGGUUCUCUGUGGACGAAUUUCAACCUUGUAGCUUCUCUGAUUCUAUAUAUAAUCUUCUCUGGCACACACAAGAAAACAUGGGGAGGUUUCUCUACUGAGUGUUUCACAAAGUGGAAAUCGCUUCUCAAUUUGGCCAUUCCAAGCUGCAUUUCAGUGUGCCUAGAAUGGUGGUGGUAUGAGAUCAUGAUUUUGCUAUGCGGGUUGCUGUUGAAUCCAAGAGCAACCGUGGCUUCCAUGGGAAUUUUGAUCCAAACCACUUCUCUGCUCUACAUUUUCCCAUCAUCAUUAAGCUUCAGUGUUUCAACCAGAGUUGGCAACAAACUAGGUGCUCAGAAUCCAAAACAAGCGAAGCUUUCUGCCAUUGUGGGCCUCUCUUGCAGCUUCAUGCUAGGUUUCUCAGCUUUGGCUUUUUCUGUAAUGGUGAGAAACAUUUGGGCCAGCAUGUUCACACAGGACAAAGAGAUCAUAGCCCUGACAUCAAUGGUUUUGCCAUUAAUAGGACUCUGUGAGCUUGGAAAUUGCCCACAAACAACAGGGUGUGGGGUGCUAAGAGGAACAGCAAGGCCUAAAAUUGGUGCAAACAUCAACUUGGGUUGUUUCUACCUAGUGGGAAUGCCUGUGGCAAUUUGGCUAGCUUUCUUUUCUGGGUUUGAUUUCCAAGGUUUGUGGCUUGGGUUACUGGCAGCUCAGGGUUCUUGUGCUGUGACCAUGUUGGUGGUUCUGAGUCAAAUGGAUUGGGAUGGUGAGGCUCAGAGAGCCAAGGAGCUAACAGGAACAGGGGAAGCAAGUGAUGUUGUUGAUGACAGCAAAGAAGUUGAUGUGGAGAAGGCACCCAAAGCUGAAAUCAAGGAAGAUUAUUUAUCAUUAGCUGGUUUAGAUGAAGAUAAGCAAUCAUGGGUUUAACUUUUAUUGAUCUUUGUUUUUUGUUUUUUGGACAAAACAAACCAAAAGAAAACAAAAACAGUGAGAGAGGAAUUUGUCUUUAGUCAUGUAUAGGUAGAAGUUAGAAACCAAGAUUUUAAGUUAAUGUAGCCAUCUUGAUUAUAUCAUGAUUGAUAUUCUGUAAGAUUAUGAACAAAUAUUGGUAAUAUAGGCGCGUUUGAAAGA
Lotus japonicus is the source of this 1996-nucleotide messenger RNA. RefSeq names its product protein DETOXIFICATION 49. Gene Ontology annotation, cellular component: membrane. NCBI's taxonomy places the organism in Eukaryota, Viridiplantae, Streptophyta, Magnoliopsida, Fabales, Fabaceae. Bases 212 to 1792 code for a protein of 526 amino acids. Gene Ontology annotation, molecular function: xenobiotic transmembrane transporter activity; antiporter activity. The transcript has a single exon. Gene Ontology annotation, biological process: xenobiotic detoxification by transmembrane export across the plasma membrane. The record is from RefSeq and is a predicted model, not a curated record.